Saccharomyces eubayanus is the source of this 1737-nucleotide messenger RNA. It is a transcript of the gene CLN3, whose product is annotated as cyclin CLN3. Gene Ontology annotation, molecular function: cyclin-dependent protein serine/threonine kinase regulator activity. The record is from RefSeq and is a predicted model, not a curated record. Gene Ontology annotation, cellular component: centrosome; cytoplasm; nucleus. Gene Ontology annotation, biological process: mitotic cell cycle phase transition; regulation of cyclin-dependent protein serine/threonine kinase activity. The transcript has a single exon. The coding region runs from base 1 to 1737 and encodes 578 amino acids. Lineage: Eukaryota; Fungi; Ascomycota; Saccharomycetes; Saccharomycetales; Saccharomycetaceae.
AUGGCCAUAUUGAAAGACACCAUAGUUAGAUACGCUAACGCGAGCUAUGCACCCGCUGCUGCUGCUGCUGCCACGACCACGACCACGACCACAGCAUAUCCAAACCUGUCCCUGCUCUUGCAAAAGAGACGGUCUAUUGCCAACGCCAAGUCGAAAAACUCCAACCUCGUGAAAAGAGAACUGCAAUCGCACCAUUCGGCCAUCAGCGAGUACAACAAUGACCAAUUGAACCAUUACUUCCAACUUUCGCAAACGGAAAAACCGCUGUACAGCCUGACCAACUUCACGUCUCAGCCGCAGGUCAACCCGAAAAUGCGGUUCCUGAUCUUCGACUUCAUCAUGUACUGCCACACACGACUCAAUCUCUCGACGUCCACUCUGUUCCUCACGUUCACCAUCCUGGACAAGUACUCCUCGCGCUUCAUCAUCAAGAGCUACAAUUACCAGCUCCUGUCGCUUACCGCGCUGUGGAUCUCAUCCAAGUUCUGGGACUCCAAGAACAGAAUGGCCACGUUGAAAGUCUUGCAGAACUUGUGUUGCAACCAAUAUUCCAUAAAACAGUUCACCUCCAUGGAAAUGCAUCUCUUCAAAUCCCUCGACUGGUCCAUCUGCCAGUCCGCUACAUUCGACUCGUUCAUCGAUAUAUUCCUGUUCCAGUCCACGUCCCCAUUGCUGUCUACCCCCACGCUCUCUGCCCCCUUGGAAGCUUUCAUUCAACAGAAACUGGCCUUAUUAAACGAUGCUGCUGGUACUGCUAUUAAUAAAUCCUCGCCUCAGGGCCCCGCUUUUAACAUCAAUGAAAUAAAACUGGGCGCCAUCAUGUUGUGCGAAUUGGCUUCCUUCAACCUCGAACUAUCAUUUAAGUAUGAUCGUUCCUUAAUUGCGCUGGGUGCAAUUAACCUCAUCAAGUUGUCUUUAAACUACUACAAUUCAAACGUUUGGGAGAAUUUCGAUUUGGCUCCGGAGGGACCCGCCCAGGAUCUCGACAUCAGCUUAUCCGAGAUUUCAAACUUGCUAUUGGACAUCGCCAUGGACCAAGAUUCCUUCCCCUCCAGCUUCAAAUCGAAAUACCUAAACCAUAAUAAGGCCUCCCCGGCAAAAUCCCUCUUGGACGCAUUACAGAACUAUUGCGUUCAGUUGAAAUUGGAGGAAUUCUACCGUUCCCAAGAACUGGAAACCAUGUACAGUAACAUCUUUGCUCAAUCCUUCGAGGACGACCCAUUAGCUUGCGUCUAUCCGAAUACCACCACCCCAAAGAGCGCCACUGCUUCUUCCUCCGCCGCCACAGAUUAUUUCUCAGAUCAUACUCAUAUAAGAAGAUUAACCAAAGAGAACAUCUCUACGCCCUUUGCAUUCACCCCAACAUCAUCUUCGUCCUCCCCAUCCCCAUUCACUUCUCCUUACAAGACUUCAAGCUCUAUGACAACCCCAGAUUCUGCAUAUCAUCACGCCCAUUCGAAUUCGUUCUCGUCCACUCAAUAUUCUUUCAAAAGAUCGUUGAGUAUUCCACAAAACUCAAACAUCUUUUGGCCAAGCCCACUAACCCCCACCACACCGUCUCUUAUGUCAAACAGAAAGUUGCUACAAAAUUUACCGAUGCGCUCAAAAAGAUUAAUGCCCAUCAGACCCAUGGUCAGUGCACACUCAUACGCUGCCCCUACACACCUAAAGAAAAGAUCAACUUCAUCCACGGAUUGUGAUUUCAAUGAUGGUAGUAACCUCAAGAAAACUCGCUGA